CUAACAGUAUGAUAUGAGGUUACUGGCAGUUGACAUUCCAAUGACGUCGGGACCAGACCAGCGACUGUUUUUGAUUGGAGACGAAGAAGAAUACAAAAUUGGUGGUGGGAUCAUCGGCGAGCUACGAGAUCCUGUGAUUAGAGCUAUGUCUGCUACUAAGGAAUUCGAUGAUCUUGACCAAAUCGAAGAACAGGAGGAUGCCGAGAGAGAGCUUCAGGAGGCCGAGAGGAAGCGGCAGGAAGAAAUUGAGAAGCUCGAGAAAGAUGUCUCAUCAUAGUACUGCUGGGUUCUUUUUGCUGAUCUAUUGUUCAUGCACCGCCAGUUUUUUCACUACUACCCACUUAGCCUGAUGGUUCUAACAGCAACCCAGUGGAAGGCUUCUUCGAUGUUGAGAUGUCCCAACUGUGAAUAAAUGCGUUGAUACAAUCCAACAGAAGCAGUUUUUAGCUAUGUUACAGAAAGAAGAAAAAGGGAACCCUUCUUGAAUUCUCCUUCUUUCCAUUCUUCCACGGCAACAAGAUUUCCCGUUUUUAAUUACUGCCUGCUACAUUUGACUUGGUAUGUAGGCUUGCAUGAUCUGGUGAAGCUACAGUGGGUUUGACAAACUGGGUUGUUUGUCAAUCUUCAUGGGAAGUUAACAAAGUCAGCUUCCCUUCAAGUUGAUUGACCGCGAACUAAAUUCGUAAAUGGGCGGGCAUUCUUUACUUAAAGAUACGCCAGUCGCCCACCCCUAACUAGGGACGACAAGCGGUUCGGUUAUGGUUAAACCGAACUGUCGAGACGGAAACGCUGUCGGUUAGCCGCUAUAGCCACCAUUUCGAUGUCGUGCAGUUAGUCGGUUAGCUGGUGACCGAGAGUAACCCCUGAAAAUGGUGUUACUGUUGCAACAGCAAGUUUCGGCAAGGACUCUUGAAGAAUGACGAGGGCAUUUAAGGACUGGGAGGACAAUGAUGGCAGUGCGACGAGCCGAUUAUGACAACGAGACGAUGAUAGCUAGGCAAUGACGAGGUCAAGAAGAUGAAAUUGAUGAUAACUGCAGGUUUUCCCGAUUGCUGGUUAGCCGAUUAACCGGGGUUCACGAUUCGGUUUUGCGGUUAUCCAACUAACCAGCAAACGGUUUAACAGCCUUACCCCUAACUGUCUGCAUUCAUUGAAUGUCAUAGCAAAAUAUAUGUCAUGAGAUCUGUCAUGAAAUCAUCACUAAGAACAAGUAUCUGUCGUAAAUAGUUCUGCGCGAAGUUUGUAUUAUAUAUUUUGUUUUUUUUGAAUAAAUGUCAUAAGUGGUCUUGGCACAACUGAUUUAGCUGUUUGUUGUGUGCAAGAAGUUCUAGGUGUGAACCCCAUCAUCCCAUAUUAAAUCUUUUUAUUUAGUAGAGAUUAAAACAAACCACAUGUUGUGGGGAUGGUGGUUCAACCCAGAUAUAAUAAAUAGUUAACUAAAUUUAGGAAAACAUCUACACCACCAAACUACAAUUCUUCUUUUGAAACAAUAAUAUAUUGACAAAGUUUUAUUCGUUGAACGCUAAAAAUCGUCAAUCAUUUUGAACAGGGGACGGAUUUGAUACCAUCCGCCCUGAUCAUGCCCCGUUGCCAUUGUUAAGUGUCAAACUUACCCCGCCAACCAUCCGAGCUCUGUGCUGGUAUAUUAAAAACAUGGUUUUAAGACCAUCUCCAACAACAUGGCCAAAAAGCCAAAAAUUCUAAAUGCUCUCCUCCAACAAUAAUUCCAAACGGCUAGAAAGCCAAAAAAGCCAAAUUUCCUGGCCAAAUACCAACACAAGAAGAAGAAAAAAAGCCAAAUUCUGGCCAGAAUAAUGGGCCCCUCUUUCUCCACGAAUCAGACCCGCACAAGCAGAAAAGUGGCCAGAAUAAUGGGCCCCCUUCAUUUUCCUACCAUAAAAAAUAGGAGAGUUUCAAGACAAAUCACAUAAUCAAAAUAAUAAUUGUGAAAUAUGCACUCAAAUAGAAGGUGUGCAACAAACUCCUUAAAAUAUAGUUUAAGAAAAUAAAACUCAGAUA
Messenger RNA from Linum trigynum, 2019 nucleotides. The record is from the annotation of a GenBank genome assembly. NCBI's taxonomy places the organism in Eukaryota, Viridiplantae, Streptophyta, Magnoliopsida, Malpighiales, Linaceae.